GAGGCACAGAAGAGGUCCCAGUGUGAGAGUGAGGAUUCAGCCAGGGCCAAGGUCAUAGUGACAAGUUCCCAACAAGGCAACGCAGAGAAGCCCCAACGAAGGUCAUGGAGGGGGGCCCAGCUGUCUGCUGCCAGGACCCUCGAGCAGAGCUGGUGGAGCGGAUGGCAGCCAUCAAUGUGACCCAUUUGAAAGAGGAAGAUGGAAACCCAGAGCCUCCCAGGAAUGUUGUGGACUCUCGGCCCCGGGCUAGAGCUGCUUCUGUGAUCCCAGGCAGUACUUCAAGGCUCCCCCCAGCACGACCCAGCCUCUCAGCUAGAAAGUUCUCCUUGCAGGAAAGGCCAGCAGGAAGCUGCCUGGAAGCCCAGGCUGGACCUUAUGCCACAGGCCCUGCUAGCCACAUCUCUCCUCGUGCCUGGCGGAGACCUACCAUUGAGUCCCACCAUGUGGCCAUCUCUGACACAGAGGACUGUGUGCAACUCAACCAGUACAAACUGCAGAGUGAGAUUGGCAAGGGUGCCUAUGGCGUGGUGAGGCUGGCCUACAACGAAAGUGAAGACAGACACUACGCAAUGAAAGUUCUUUCCAAAAAGAAGCUACUGAAGCAGUAUGGCUUUCCUCGUCGCCCUCCCCCAAGAGGUUCCCAGGCUUCCCAGGGAGGACCAGCCAAGCAGCUGCUGCCCCUGGAGCGGGUGUACCAGGAGAUUGCCAUCCUGAAGAAGCUGGACCAUGUGAAUGUGGUCAAGCUGAUCGAGGUCCUGGAUGACCCAGCUGAAGACAAUCUCUAUUUGGUGUUUGACCUCCUGAGAAAGGGGCCGGUCAUGGAAGUGCCUUGCGACCAGCCUUUCUCCGAGGAGCAAGCUCGCCUCUACCUGCGGGACGUCAUCUUGGGCCUCGAGUACUGUGAGUGUGGGCGCCCGCCUUCUGGGGCCUUGGAUGUAUGGGCCACUGGAGUUACUCUGUACUGCUUUGUUUAUGGGAAGUGCCCCUUCAUUGAUGAGUACAUCCUUGCCCUGCAUAAGAAGAUCAAGAACGAACCUGUGGUUUUCCCGGAGGAGCCUGAGGUCAGCGAGGAGCUCAAGGACUUGAUCCUGAAGAUGCUGGACAAGAAUCCUGAAACGAGAAUUGGGGUGCCUGAUAUCAAGUUGCACCCCUGGGUGACCAAACAUGGGGAGGAGCCCCUGCCCUCAGAGGAAGAGCACUGCAGUGUGGUAGAGGUGACUGAGGAGGAAGUAAAGAACUCAGUCAAGCUCAUUCCUAGCUGGACCACAGUGAUCCUGGUCAAGUCUAUGCUGAGAAAACGUUCCUUUGGGAAUCCAUUUGAACCCCAGGCACGCAGGGAAGAGCGUUCCAUGUCUGCUCCAGGGAACUUAGUGACGAAAGAAGGGUAUGGUGAAGGAGGCAAAAGCCCGGAACUCCCUGGCGUCCAGGAAGAUGAGGCUGCAUCCUGAGCCCUUGCAUGUGCCCAGGGCCGCCGGUAGCAUGUUCAUCCCACACCUCCAGAGGCCCACCGCCCUCAUGCAACAGCUGCCUCUGCAGGCAGGGGGCUAGGGACUGCAGUCCCCUCCCUGGCCCCCUCCCCUGUUGUGCUGCAUGACCUGUGCACAGGCAUGUUCAGGGACAGGAUUGGAAUAUGUGUCAUCCAUGGCAUGGGGAACAGGGCCCCCAAGGGGCCUUCCUUCUGGUUCCAGCUCUUCUUGGCCUAACCUAUCCUGUGGGGAACCCAGGCUCAGAACAGAAGGUAGGAGACCAAGAUGACAGGUGGAACCCUGGCUUAACUACACUCUGAGACCUCCACGGCUGGGUGGGUCUGGCUCAGCUUCCAUACUGCAUGGAGGAUUUUGCUCUGUUCUGGGCAUGGAGGUACACAAGCUCCCUUCCCCACAAAUGCGGUUAUGAAGGCUCUGACCUCUAUAAUGUAUGCCUGGACCUCAGCAGGGAGAAGGCCAAAACUGGAUAUGAAAUUCA
This is a messenger RNA of Dipodomys ordii (Ord's kangaroo rat), 1965 nucleotides long. RefSeq names its product calcium/calmodulin-dependent protein kinase kinase 1, alpha (gene Camkk1). The record is from RefSeq and is a predicted model, not a curated record. Gene Ontology annotation, cellular component: cytoplasm. Bases 105 to 1448 code for a protein of 447 amino acids. Gene Ontology annotation, biological process: positive regulation of protein kinase activity; protein phosphorylation; intracellular signal transduction. Gene Ontology annotation, molecular function: calcium/calmodulin-dependent protein kinase activity; ATP binding; calmodulin binding. NCBI's taxonomy places the organism in Eukaryota, Metazoa, Chordata, Mammalia, Rodentia, Heteromyidae. The transcript is spliced from 15 exons.